Ectocarpus sp. CCAP 1310/34 is the source of this 1959-nucleotide messenger RNA. NCBI's taxonomy places the organism in Eukaryota, Phaeophyceae, Ectocarpales, Ectocarpaceae. The record is from the annotation of a GenBank genome assembly.
AUGCCGCUUUCAGACGCCUCCAUCGACAACCUCGAGAGGUUGUCGAAGUUUGUUGAUGCCGGCUACAUCAAGGAGAGCAGCCACAAAGAUUCCAUCAAGAACCACGUGAUGGCCAACAAGCCCAUCGAUGACAAGUUCGGGUCGCAUGUGGAGCGCAUGGCCAACUUGCUGUCCAGCGGCAUGUUUACGACGGAAGACUACCGAGAGCAGCUAGAUGCAAAAGUUGCAGACCUUUGCGAGACGGAGCACCACGGUCGGCAGCGGCGGGCGGAGAAGCAGGGGUUGGUGGGUCGCAGGUGGUGGAGACUCCUAGCUCCGCACAGAAAAAGGGCAAGCGCACGGCCAAGGAAGCGAGGGCGGCGGCGAACACGAUGCACGGGAACAUCGUCAACUGCUGGAAGGAGGCUGCGGUGGUCGCGGAGCUGCGAGAGCUGGAGGCCGAUCACGCCGAAAACAUCUGGCAUGUUCACGGAGUGUCGUGUCAGCAGUUCCUGGCAAGGAAGACCGGCAUUCCUCUCCCUGCCAGUCUUGAAGAAUGACCUUUUCAAGACUGGCAGGGAGAGGAGGUGGUUCGGAGACGCAGAGAAGAAGCUGCACUCGCUGCUGCGGCAACCGCGCAAGAGGAAGCUCAGAGUGUCGACAGCCUGGAUUCGAUUCAACGCGAGAAUGCUCGUGGACCGGUGGUGCAGGAAGUUCGCGAAGCUCCACCAUCCCUCGAAACGAAGGCGCACAAACAUGACGAACAAGUCGGUAGAGGACCGUCUUCCGCAGAUGAAGAGCUUCCACAGGAGGCUACGCCAGCUGCUGCAGGAACCACCCGUUCGCCGGGCCGCUGCUGGGGGCGAGGCCGAGAACAACGGCGCUGCGAUCGUUCCUGCGGAAUCGCCCCUCUACGGGCGCUUCAGCCUGAAUGCGCGUUUCAACGUCGACCAGCCGUUCCCUGGUCUUGAGAAGCGACAGUGCACACUCAACUGUUGGAUCGGAGCUGGCGACAAGUUGAUGCGGACCGCGGUCAUUUUCCGCGGCGAAGGCAAAAUCUCAGUGGUGGAGAAGGCGGCGUACGACCCCGGCGUGGACGUGCUCUUCCAGGAGAACGCGUGGACGGACGGCCCAACGUGCAUGGCGUGGGCAAAAAACAGCUUCCUACGCAGCAUCACGGGGGAGGAAGGUGUCGUUCAAGAGGAGCAGCCCAUCCUUUUCGCGGACAACCUGCACGCGCAGACAACGGACGAGUUCAAGAAAUUCCUUCACGGCGAGUGUGACACGCUGCUACGGCUACUUCACCCCAAGUUGACCGACGAACUCCAACCGGUCCAUACCGACUAUGGACGCCUCCUCGCAGUCGAAGUCGGUAACGAGCUGGAUGAAUUUCUUGGGCACGAGGAAAACCCUUGCCUGUGGGAGAUCAACAAGCUUUCAGCUGGUGCAAGGCGAAUCCUUUUCACGCGAUUCCUUGCAAGGGCGGUCGCGCGAAUGGACGCUCGGCCUGGGUACCGCCAUCGCCUGUUCGAGAAGGCCGGACUGGCGAUGACGGCAGACGGGUCGUUGGACGACCGCAUCACUCCGGAGGGUGUAGUUGGGGCGUACAACUUCAUGGACGGGGGCACGAGCAGUGACGAGGAGAUGCCCGACCAGGAUAAUGAGGUCGGCGACGACGAUGGGGGGGCGGGCGGUGGCGAAUCAAGCUGCGACAGCGACGCAAUCUCAGAUGAUGGUGGUGAUGACCAGGGCGAUGUUCAAGACCCCCUGUCACAGCUAGACAGCGACGAUGACGUGGACUCCGACGAUGACAUCAUCGCGAUGGAGCUUCCGGUCGGAUUCUGUCUUCAAGAGUCUCCUCCAGAAAAGCUGGAUCGCGCAUUGAUAAAGCGUUGCGUGUUCUUGAGGCGUGGUAUGGGGUGGUUCAUGUGGCAGAUCAGCCGGGCAGCUCCCCCGCNAGCCGAUCGACGAUUCGAAUGA